Molecule: messenger RNA, 1623 nt
Organism: Laccaria bicolor S238N-H82
Lineage: Eukaryota; Fungi; Basidiomycota; Agaricomycetes; Agaricales; Hydnangiaceae
Exons: 6
Coding region: 1-1623 (540 amino acids)
Molecular function (GO): protein binding
Source: RefSeq, a predicted model, not a curated record
AUGAAUCACUCACAUGCACAUGAUCGCGAUGUUUGCCUUGUUUGCCAUCAAACAGUUUUUCAACCCAACCCUUACCUGUGCUUCAACCACGCGCUCAAGUUGCGAACAUCACGACCUUCUAGGCUUGAAAACGAAAGAAAGGACAUGGCAGAAUAUGGGUCACAUUUGACGCUGGUACCACAACACUCUGGUAAUUUCGGGAGCGUCCCUUUCGACAUCUUGGUCCACUUCUUGAGCUUUCUCGGGCCAUUAGAUCUCCUUGCAGUUCGACAGACAUGCAAGUUGCUUCAGGAAGCAACAUCACAGCGGUCGCUCUGGAUAGAUGUUCUUCGCACGGUUUGCGCAGAAAAUUAUAUCUUUUGGCCGACUUACCCCGUCAGUGACAUGGCGAUCAGUGAUCUCAUCGAAGCUGCAUUGAUGCCUACCAGAUUUCUAUCGUUUAUCUAUAAGACGAGAGAACCUAGCGAGCGUAUCGAACCAAGCUUAAGCGUCCAUUUUUCUCCUGGGAAUUCAAAUGGUGCUGAGAACAGAUGCCCCAUUGGUCUUCUUCCAGGCGGACGCUUUCUAGUAUAUGCUAAAUCUACUACUUUAUCCAUCUGGGACUUGGGUUAUCCCUCUGAGCGAUACUUGUUGUCUGAUCCCGUUCUGGUCGCGACUAUCGCAACGGAGGAGUGCCACGAUUUUUUUCUAAAACCCACGGCAGAUGCUCUCGGAGUACAAGUUUUCAUUAUAUCAGAUCCAGCGAACAAUGUAUCGGUGUUCGAAAUCCAUCCUACAUCUUCGAACCCCAGCUUUCAUAAAGUCGCAAGUCUCGACAUUGCCAUUCAUGCAUGGCGAGACCAUUAUUGUCUAUGUGGAGAUCGUCUUUUUAUCGUCUUUGGAAAUGUCGUGACUGUCUGGGAUUUUUCCCAAAAUUUAUGGGCGAACUGGGAAAUCGGCAAGCAACCCAGCUAUGUUUCAGCAACAGAUAAUUAUGUCAUUUUUGUUGAAAAUGACGAUCAACCGAGGCUGGGGCUCUGGAGAAUCCCUCCACUGCGUUCGAUCGGCAGCACGCCGGCAUCUCUCGGGGUGCUCUCUGCUGACAUCUGGUUCACACUGCCCGGCGACGUUCCAGUCGAAUACUACGGUGGCUUGGAUGAGUGGUACCUGACCAGAGGCAUCGGGCAGACGCGAUGCAUAAUUGAUGGCUAUGCAUCUGGCGCACUAUAUCACCGGACAUCUGCGUUUUUCCGCGUAGAAUUACCUCUCACACUUUCCGUGAAUGAGGAGAUCAAUUCUGCUGACAAUGAUGAUCUGGACAUUAAUUUCUUUGACCUCCCAACACCGGAAAUUAUCCAGGGAUCCCUCGGAAUCUGUAACGAGAACGCCAUCUCCGCUUGGACGUCUCAAUCUGGCCUUCAGUUUCAUGCCACUAGGAGAACUAACAUCGUCAAUCGACCUUACACGCCUCUCGAUCUGACACCUUCUCCCCGCUCUGCGUCUGUUCAGAUCAAUAUCCCACAAACUCAUGACAUUACUGCUUUCUGCCCUGUAUCGGGGCGGUUGUGCUAUCUGUUACAUGGUCAUGCAGACAACAGGAUUUAUAUCGCUGAUUGUCUUUUUAGAAAUCCCUCCAAGGGCUGA